AUGUCGAAUGAUAAAACAACAACAACAACUCCACGCCUUAUUCCAUCAACUCGUUUUACUUUAGCUUUACUUGUUUCGUUUGCACUUUUUAUUCAAUAUGCACAACGAAUUAGUAUAUCAAUGAGUAUUGUUUGUAUGGUUGAUCGAAAUAAAUACAAUACUUUAUCGAAUUUAACAUCAUAUCCUGAUGAAACGGACGAUCAAACAUCAACAGUACCAACAAAAUAUGGAUCUCAACUUUUAAAAGAUAAAAAAUUUGCAUGGUCUGAACUUCAACAACAAAUUUUACUCGGAAGUUAUUGGUUUGGUUAUAUAUUUACUUUAGUACCAAGUGGUUGGCUGGCAAUUAAAUUCGGCCCUAAACUAGUGUUUGCUGCUAGCCUUCUAUUUAGUUCUAUUGCUGCCGUGGGAAUAUCCAGCAUAUAUUUUAUAAAUAAUUUCAACUUCUAUGUUGCUCUUUUCUUCCGAGUGAUCAUAGGUUUUGCUCAUGGACCAUUAUUUCCAACUACCUAUACGUUCUGGUCAGUAUGGGCUGUUCCAGCAGAAAAAAGUACAUUAACAUCAAUAGGUUUUUGUAGUGGUAGUCUUGGCAUAUCUGUCAUGAUGUUAACCGGUGGCCUUCUCUGUCGUUAUGUUAGUUCCGGAUGGGUUUAUAUAUUUCUUUUAUCUGCUCUUUUCGGUUUUAUAUGGCUUCCAUUAUGGUUAUGGUUAGUAGCUGAUUCACCACAGACUCAUCGAACAAUUAGUGAAAAUGAACGUAAUUAUAUAUGUGAAAAUCUUGGUCUUGUUGCUAAUGAUAAAAAAAAGAAGACUUUCUCAUUAUCUUCUUUACCAUGGAUGAAAUUUAUUAAAUCAAAACCUAUUAUUGCAUUACUUAUUACAGAAUGUUGUAAUUUAUUUGGUCUUUUCUUUGUCUAUACUAAUGUUGGUAAAAUAUUAACUGAAAUUCAUCGUGUUCCUCCACAAUAUGCGGGAUAUAUUUUAGCUGGCGGUUUUAUUCUUAUGCCAAUAAGUAGCCUUUCUGCUGGUGUAAUUGCUGAUUUUCUUGCUAAAACAAAUAAAAUGUCGUUGACUAAUAUUCGAAAAUUAUUUAAUUCAUUAACAUCUUUUAUUCCUGCUAUCUGUAUGGUUAUUCUUUGUUUUUGUGAUCAUACACGACAAAUUUUUGGCAUUAUAACUGUAAUUAUUCUUCUUAUUGCUUCGGCAUUGGCUUAUGGUUCUGGUUAUAUUGUUAAUUUCGGAGAUGUCAUACCUGCUUAUUCAUCGAUUAUUUUUGGUAUCAUAACUGCAAUUGCAACAUUUACUGCACUUUUUGCUAAUGUUAUAGCAGGUGUUGUUAUAAAAAGACCUGUACUUGAAGAUUGGCGAAAAAUUUUUAUACUUUUUUCAAUAGUAUAUUUUAUUGGUGGUUUAGCUUAUAUUGUACUUGGUUCAGCUGUACCACGAAAAUGGGCGACAUUGAAAAGUCAAGAGGAACAAAAAGUGAAUGAUAUAAUUAGUGAAGAAGAAACUGUUCUUAUGCGAGAAUUAGAAUUAGGUAAAAAAUAG
Molecule: messenger RNA, 1548 nt
Organism: Adineta steineri
Lineage: Eukaryota; Metazoa; Rotifera; Eurotatoria; Adinetida; Adinetidae
Source: the annotation of a GenBank genome assembly